Molecule: messenger RNA, 2473 nt
Organism: Cervus elaphus (red deer)
Lineage: Eukaryota; Metazoa; Chordata; Mammalia; Artiodactyla; Cervidae
Gene: XKR7
Product: XK related 7
Exons: 3
Coding region: 189-1931 (580 amino acids)
Biological process (GO): phosphatidylserine exposure on apoptotic cell surface; engulfment of apoptotic cell; apoptotic process involved in development
Cellular component (GO): plasma membrane
Source: RefSeq, a predicted model, not a curated record
AGCCCAGGCGGGGUGGGGGAAGGGCAGGGGCGGCGCCGAGGGGAAUGAAUAAUUGAAGUAUUAGGGAGGAGGAAGAAGAAGAGGAAGAAGAAGAGGAGGCGGGAGCCGCCUGCACAGGGUCCUCCCCACUCCGCACCCCACCCCCCUCCGCCGCCCGGAAGUCGCUCCCCGCCUCCUGCUCCGCCAACAUGGCCGCGAAGUCGGAUGGAGCGGUGGCCGCGGCCGGCCCGGGGCCGGAGGGGGCGGCCGGAGGACCCCGGGGCAGUGCAGGAGGGCGCGGGGAGGCGACAGAGUCAGCCGGGGGGCCCGGGGUGACGGGGGCGGGGGGCCCGGGGCCGCGCUACGAGAUGCGGGACUGCUGCUGGGUGCUGUGCGCGCUGCUCGUGUUCUUCUCCGACGGCGCCACGGACCUGUGGCUGGCGGCCUCCUAUUACCUGGAGGGUCAGCACACCUACUUCGGCCUCACGUUGCUGUUUGUGCUCCUGCCCUCGCUUGUCGUGCAACUGCUCAGCUUCCGCUGGUUCGUCUACGACUAUACGGAGCCCGCGGGGGCCCCGGGACCCGCCGUCAGCACCAAGGACAGCGGCACCGGUGGGCCGGUCAUCAGCACCAAGGACAGCGCCGUCGCCUUCCGGACCAAAGAAGGCAGUCCUGAGCUGGGCUCCCGACCCGCGCCCUCCUCUGCCAGCACCUACCGCCGCCGUUGCUGCCGCUUCUGCGUCUGGCUGCUGCAGACCCUCGUCCACCUCCUGCAGCUCGGCCAGGUCUGGAGGUACCUGCGCACUGUGUACCUGGGGCUGCAGAGCCGCUGGCGCGGGGAGCGGCUGCGGCGCCACUUCUACUGGCGGAUGCUGUUCGAGAGCGCCGACGUGAGCAUGCUGCGCCUGCUGGAGACCUUCCUGCGCAGCGCGCCGCAGCUCGUGCUGCAGCUCAGCCUGGUGGUGCACGAAGGCGGCGCGCCCAAACUGCUGCCCGCCCUGUCCAUCUCCGCCUCGCUCGUGUCCCUGGCCUGGACGCUGGCCUCCUACCAGAAGGUGCUGCGGGACUCACGGGACGACAAGCGGCCGCUGUCCUACAAGGGCGCCGUGGCCCAGGUGCUAUGGCACCUGUUCGCCAUCGCGGCCCGCAGUCUGGCCUUCGCGCUUUUCGCCAGUGUCUACAAGCUCUACUUUGGCAUUUUCAUCGUGGCCCACUGGUGCGUCAUGACCUUCUGGGUCAUCCAGGGUGAGACGGACUUCUGCAUGUCUAAGUGGGAAGAGAUCAUCUACAACAUGGUAGUGGGCAUCAUCUACAUCUUCUGCUGGUUCAAUGUCAAGGAGGGCCGCAGCCGCCGCCGCGUGACCCUCUAUUACUGCAUCGUUCUGCUGGAGAACGCCGCGCUCACCGGCUUCUGGUACUCCAGCCGCAACUUCUCCACCGACUUCCACUCACUCAUUCUGGUCUGUGUGGUGGCCUCCAGCUUCGCGCUGGGCGUAUUCUUCAUGUGUGUCUACUAUUGUCUCCUGCACCCCAACGGGCCCAUGCUGAGUCCCCAGGCCCCCGGCUGCAUCUUCCCUAAGGCCCCAGGGCCCUGUGGCCCACCAGCCGACGCUGUCACAAGUCCCCCAAGGUCCCUGCCCAGGACUACAGGCCCUGAGCGGGAUGGGGCCUCCGUGGGAGGCGAGCGUGCGGGGACCCCCACGCCACCUGUCUUCCAGGUGCGGCCUGGCUUGCCUCCCACACCUGUGGCCCGCACCUUGCGGACAGAGGGGCCUGUCAUUCGGAUUGACCUGCCUCGGAAGAAGUACCCCGCCUGGGAUGCUCAUUUUAUUGACCGCCGGCUCCGGAAGACCAUCCUGGCGCUGGAGUACUCCUCACCCACAACGCCCCGCCUGCAGUACCGGAGCGUCGGGACCUCCCAGGAGCUGCUGGAGUACGAGACCACAGUGUAGGCCAGAGUUCCCCGAGGAAAGGGAUGAACUUUGGCUGAUCCCACAUCGACCACAGUGUUGAGCCCAGAAUUGCAGGGCCACCAGGCUGAGGGCGAGUGGAUCUGUGGGUCCAAGGGUAGAGUGGCCCCCAUCAUUGGGUUCUUUCUUGGGAGGGGACAGCCUUGUGGAGCCCCAGCCCUUGGCCCUGUUUUCAACCCUGCGGCCCAUUUCCUAAACUCUUUGGAACCAGGGCCCAGGGAACCAACUGGUGCUACACUCCUCGUGAGCUGCCCCACGUUCAUGGAGGCCUCUGUAUCACGGCUGGUGCCAGGGGCCCCACACCUCUCCCUGCCUGGAGUUGGCCACCUGGCAGCCCUGGCGGAUCCACCAGAGGAGGGAGUUCAUGACCUAGGCCCUGUGCUCCUCAGGGGGUGUGGGGGUGGGCUGCCUCUGAGAAGGAUGGAAGAGGCCACCGAAGAUGUGGGGUGAGGUGGGAGCGUCUGGUGAACGAGGUUGGUACAGCCCUUGGGGGUCGAAGCCUGGAGCCUGGGCAAGAGGGGAAU